Daucus carota subsp. sativus is the source of this 1120-nucleotide messenger RNA. Its product is annotated as protein LSD1-like. NCBI's taxonomy places the organism in Eukaryota, Viridiplantae, Streptophyta, Magnoliopsida, Apiales, Apiaceae. The transcript is spliced from 8 exons. The record is from RefSeq and is a predicted model, not a curated record. Bases 384 to 911 code for a protein of 175 amino acids.
AAACAAAAUGCCGUAUAGGCGGAUACUGUUGGUCUCAAAAAAGAAAAAGAAAGCCGGAUAUUGUUUUCGCCGGGCCCAGCAACGAAAAGUUGAAAACAACCCGACCCAUAUGGUAAUUGACCCACAAAGAACCCGAUUAGAAUUACUCUAUUACAUUGCAGACUAGAAUCGACCAAGAAAAUACAAGGGUUUGGAAUUUUGCUCUUCUAGAUUUCUCUUUGCAUAUAUAUACAGAAACCCAGAAAGUGAAAGGAAAAAGAAUAUCUGAAAAGGAAAGAUUUCAAGAAGAGCAUAAUUCAAGCUUAUCCUAUACUUUUCUUGAUUCCUUGUCCCCAUUUUCAUCGUCAAAACUCAAUCUUGGGAGAUUUGUUCAAGACUUGCUCAUGGCUAUGCAGAGUCAAUUAGUGUGCAAUGGGUGUAGAACCAUUCUUCUCUAUCCAAGAGGAGCUGCAAAUGUUUGUUGUGCAGUUUGCAAUGUUGUCACAUCGGUUCCUCCUCCUGGACUGGAAAUGUCCCAACUAAUAUGUGGAGGUUGCCGUACAUUGCUUAUGUAUACUCGUGGAGCAUCAAGUGUCAGAUGCUCAUGCUGUCACACAGUAAACCUUGUGCCAGCAUCGGGCCAGGUUGCUCAUGUCAAUUGCUGCAGUUGCCGUACAACCCUUAUGUAUCCAUAUGGUGCUCCGUCAGUUAAAUGCGCUGUUUGCCACUGCGUAACAAAUGUGAAUAUGGGUAAUGCAAGGGUCCCAAUUCCUGCACUGAGACCUGGUGGGGCUGCUACAUCUGCGUCAACUACCUCUACUUCACCGGCAACGCCACGCCCGCAGAAUCAAACUGUGGUCGUCCAAAAUCCGAUGUCAGUUGACGAAAGUGGCAAACUGGUGAGCAAUGUCGUUGUUGGCGUCACAACUUAGUCAAAUCCGUUGUAUCUGAGCUUAAGGUAAUACAAUUCUAAGAUUCUGAUCAGUGUGGUAAAACUGAACUGUGUUGUUUAUGCGGGGGUGCCCAUUACUUGAAUUUUUAAGCUGCAGUUUGUAAAAAAAAAAUUGUACAUUGAAAGGACAGUGACGGCAACAGGAAUGACUCCCAGUUGUCAUUAAUAUAUCGAAUAAUUGUUUGCAAA